This is a messenger RNA of Prorocentrum cordatum, 880 nucleotides long. NCBI's taxonomy places the organism in Eukaryota, Dinophyceae, Prorocentrales, Prorocentraceae. The record is from the annotation of a GenBank genome assembly.
AGGCCGCUGGAAGGAGCGGCCCGCGCAAGGCCACCGUCAAGCAGGGCGGGACUUUCGACGACUACGAGGAUCCUCUACGUUGGGGCUUCGUCGGCGAUGGCACCGAGCACAGGGCGAACCUGACGACGCCCGUGGUGCACGAGAACCCGCAGUGCGUCGUGAAGGCCAUCGCCAUGCACCGCCCCACGCACGAGCCGUGGCGGGAGGAGACCGGGGACUACCCGUUCGCCUGGCACCUGGCGGGGCGCAAGCGCACCUUCGAGAUCCGCCUGCAGAUGCGAUUGACCGCGCCGCCGCCGCCGCCGUGCGCUCCCGCACGGACGAGUGAGGCUCGCGCCGCGCCGACGAGGCGGCGAUCCCCGUGCGGGCGCUGCAGGCCGAGCGCCGCCAGCGGCCCGCCAAUCGACCGAUACCGAAGGGCGCCGCGCGGUCUGCAAGCCGCGGUCGUUCCGGGUGGCAGCGGCCCGAAGAAUCAACUCUCUAGCCAUUUUUGUCGCCCGUGACGGAAGGUCACCGGUGCCAUUGGAAGGUCAUUCGAUUGCGCGCUCGCGUGGUGAUUCAUGGAGUUUGGGUUCUCUGGCGCGGAAGACCCGAAUAAUCUACAGGCAAGCCGUCGGGACCCGCACGGCCAGCCGGCUGCCGAGAGGGGAGCAGCCCAGCCCUGGGGGCCUGAGGCGGCCCCGGGCGGAGGCCACCGCGAGCGGUGCGCACUGCGAGCGCGAGGUGCAUCUCGAGAGCGGGCCCGGGCGGGGACCGCACCCGGGGCACGGUCGUCGGGCUCAGCGACCCACGCAGCCAGGGGUCGGCCGGAACGGCUUUUGUUGGCGACCUCGUGGGCCGUUUUCGUUUCGAUCUCGUUUUGCAGCACAGGCGGACGGAC